Marasmius oreades (fairy-ring Marasmius) is the source of this 582-nucleotide messenger RNA. RefSeq lists its product as uncharacterized. Gene Ontology annotation, cellular component: ESCRT II complex. The record is from RefSeq and is a predicted model, not a curated record. The coding region runs from base 1 to 582 and encodes 193 amino acids. The transcript is spliced from 5 exons. Gene Ontology annotation, biological process: protein transport to vacuole involved in ubiquitin-dependent protein catabolic process via the multivesicular body sorting pathway. Gene Ontology annotation, molecular function: structural molecule activity; protein homodimerization activity. Lineage: Eukaryota; Fungi; Basidiomycota; Agaricomycetes; Agaricales; Marasmiaceae.
AUGGCCCUUUCUUCUCAUACCACUUCCACUGGUUUUCUCCUACCUUCAAUACAUUCUGCACCACCAUUUUUCACGAAGCAGCCCAAUCCCAUUACAAAUUCAACUGCGACCGAGCAAUGGAUCAGGCUAAUCUCAGAGUACGCACGGUUUAAACGGUUGUUUUACUUGAGAAUAGAUGACUGUGAGGCCACGGGAAACGAUUGGGAUGAAAUUCUUCGCAAUGAGCGCAUCAAUCGAAGAUUAUUACCCACUUACCUCAGCUAUAUAAUUGAAACGAUGAUUGAGAAGGGACUUGCGGAAUACGAGCCUCCAAAGCAGACACGAUCGGUCAUCUUGUACUGGCGGGCACCUGAAGAAUGGGCCGAAGCUCUUCACGGCUGGGUCGUGUCGACAGGUCGUCUGAACACCAUCAUGACCUUCUAUGAAAUCACCGAACCCGAAAUUGAGUCACCAUUAUCUGGCAUACCACUACCUCUAUUACGAAAAUGCAUCUCCAUACUUGCGAAAACAAAUCGGUCACAAAUCAUAGCGAUACCAGAUGGAGAAGGCGCUCGGUUUUUUGCACGUUCAACUUUACAGUGA